CUGGAGCGGCUUUCAGGAAAGCGCAGUGACAGAGGGAGCCGACAGGAUGCUCCAUCUCCACACCACAGGGAUCUUUCUUUUUCUGUGUCUCACUCGAACGGCUGUCUCUCUUCUGCACCAUGAGUGUGAAUUCUUCCUUCAGCUGGAGAAGGAGAAGCACCUCUGCCAACAGUUCAAUACCGAGGAGGAAAAUAGAGGCACCAAAGGUUGUCGGCCAUUAUGGGAUGAAAUCUUCUGCUGGCCUCAAGCUGCCACUGGGGAAACUUUGCAGAGAGAUUGUCCUGCAAUCUUUUCAUUUUCCAGCAACAAAACAGGGUUGGUGAGCAGGAACUGCACAAGUCAAGGCUGGUCACAGCCUUUCCCCCCGUACCAAGUCGCUUGCUACGAGGAUGUUGACAUUCCUGAGAUGGAGGAGUUAUAUUUUGCCACUGUGAAGCUGAUAUACACCAUUGGUUACAGCGUCUCUCUGGGGGUUCUGGCUGUUGCUGUGCUUAUCCUGCUGGUCUUCAGGAGGCUAAGAUGUGCCAGGAACUUCAUUCACAUCCAGCUCUUCCUCUCUUUCAUGCUGAAAUCUGUGGCCGUGUUUAUAAAGGAUGCCAAUCUAUUACCUAGUUAUGAUACCAACCACUGCACCCUCUCUACAUUUGCCUGCAAGGCUUCUGUGGUUUUCUGCCACUACUCUAUGAUGACUAAUUUCUUUUGGCUCCUGGUGGAGGCGCUCUAUCUCAAUUCCCUGCUGCUCUCCUCCUUCAACCACAGCCGCCGCUGUCUUUGGGGUCUAAGUCUGCUGGGAUGGGGUGUGCCGGUUUUUUUCAUACUUAUGUGGAUUGGUUCCAGGGUGUACUUUGAGGACACAGAAUGUUGGGACAACACCAAGGAGUCACCAUAUUGGUGGAUUAUUAAGGGACCAAUUCUUGUCUCCAUAGUGGUCAAUUUUGUGCUGUUCGUAAACAUCAUCAGAAUCAUCAUACAGAAGCUCAAUCCUCGGCUGAUUCAGUUCAAUAACUCCUCUCAGUACAGGCGCCUGGCAAGGUCCACCCUCCUCCUCAUCCCUCUGUUUGGAACCCACUACAUGUUCUUCAGUUUUCUGCCUGACUACUUAAACAGCCUGCGCUUCUAUAUCGAGCUCUGCCUGGGAUCCUUUCAGGGGCUCCUUGUUGCAGUCCUCUAUUGCUUUCUCAAUCAAGAGGUGCAGAAAGAGGUCAGCAUGCAGUGGCUGAGGUGGCAGGAGAGGAGCUAUGGGGUGGUGUCACCCGCUGCAAAGGGGAGCCAGAUGGACACACCUUUCUGAGAUCUUUGUAGCAACACAACAGAUUGUUCACACUGGACUGUUUUCUGUGCACAUACAAUAUCUAAAGAGCUGUACUGCAUGCACAGUGAUGCCCCACUGUAAGCUUGUCCAGAUAGACUGUGGUACUCAUUGCCAUUUUUCAACAAGAACCUGGAGAAUCUGAAAUUCAUCUCAACACACAUUGUCAUCUUAGACAAUAGAAGUGGACUGUUCUUGCUUACAAGAGGGCAGAACUUGUGCCUUCUAGACAUCACUCAUUAGAUUAGUGAUCCGUUAUUAUAAUUUCACCAUGCUGGAAAAAUCAGCCUGAUGAUUAUAGAUCUUUAAAACGCAUUUAUGAUGUUUA
This is a messenger RNA of Cyprinodon tularosa, 1637 nucleotides long. It is a transcript of the gene ghrhrl, whose product is annotated as growth hormone releasing hormone receptor, like. Lineage: Eukaryota; Metazoa; Chordata; Actinopteri; Cyprinodontiformes; Cyprinodontidae. The record is from RefSeq and is a predicted model, not a curated record. Bases 47 to 1291 code for a protein of 414 amino acids. Gene Ontology annotation, molecular function: peptide hormone binding; growth hormone-releasing hormone receptor activity; G protein-coupled peptide receptor activity. Gene Ontology annotation, biological process: adenylate cyclase-activating G protein-coupled receptor signaling pathway; positive regulation of cell population proliferation; cell surface receptor signaling pathway. Gene Ontology annotation, cellular component: plasma membrane. The transcript has 13 exons.